Messenger RNA from Microthlaspi erraticum, 651 nucleotides. The record is from the annotation of a GenBank genome assembly. Lineage: Eukaryota; Viridiplantae; Streptophyta; Magnoliopsida; Brassicales; Brassicaceae.
AUGGCAGUUGCGCCGGCAAGAGCUCGUACGGACUAUGAUUACCUCAUCAAGCUUCUUCUCAUCGGCGAUAGCGGUGUGGGGAAGAGUUGCUUGUUACUGCGUUUCUCCGAUGAUACUUUCACUACAAGUUUCAUUACUACCAUUGGAAUUGACUUCAAGAUAAGAACUGUUGAACUUGAUGGGAAGCGUAUCAAAUUGCAGAUAUGGGACACAGCUGGUCAAGAACGCUUUAGAACUAUAACUACAGCGUAUUACAGGGGAGCUAUGGGUAUACUUCUUGUCUACGAUGUAACGGAUGAGUCCUCCUUCAACAACAUAAGGAACUGGAUGAAGAACAUAGAGCAGCAUGCAUCAGAUAAUGUCAACAAAAUAUUGGUUGGUAACAAAGCUGACAUGGAUGAAAGCAAAAGAGCUGUCCCAACAGCAAAGGGCCAAGCUUUGGCUGAUGAAUAUGGAAUUAAAUUCUUUGAAACGAGUGCAAAAACAAACCUCAAUGUCGAGUCCGUUUUCCUGUCUAUCGCCAAAGACAUAAAACAAAGAUUGACAGAAACCGAUACCAAGGCAGAGCCCCAAGGCAUCAAGAUCACUAGACAAGAUACUGCUUCAUCUUCUUCCACAACCGAGAAGUCUGCUUGCUGUAGUUACGUCUAG